AUGGUGAUUUCUACUUUUGCUGCUCUUUUUCUUGCUACUGUAGCCAUAGUCACCCUCUUCCGCCACCUUACCCGUCCCAAACUCAACCUCCCACCAGGCCCCAAACCGUGGCCUAUAAUCGGAAACCUAAACCUCCUUGCAGGGCCACUCCCACACAGAAACGUACACGCCCUUGUUCAAAAAUACGGGCCAAUUAUGCUGCUCAAAUUUGGUUCAUAUCAAGUUGUUGUGGGCUCUUCUAAAGAAAUGGCCGAAGAAAUCCUCAAAAUCAAUGAUGUCAAACUGGCUGAUCGUCCCAGAAUUGCUGCAGGCAAAUACACCACCUAUAACUACUCCAACAUUACCUGGUCGCAAUAUGGACCAUAUUGGCGACAAGCACGUAAAAUUUUGCUGAUGGAAAUUUUCAGUCCCAAACGCCUAGACCAAUUUGAGUAUCUCCGCGUAGAGGAGUUACACCGACUCCUUGGAAAAUUAUUCUUGACCGCUGGCAAGCCCAUCAAUGGAAGAGAAUAUUUUUCAGAUUUGAGUCUCAGUGUCAUCAGUCGCAUAGUGCUGGGAAAAAACUACACAAAGAAAACUGGGAACCAAAAGCAGUAUAUGUCACCCAAGGAGUUUACGGAAAUGAUUGAUGAGCUUUUCUUGCUUAAUGGGGUGUUAGAUGUAGGAGACUCAAUACCGUGGCUCGCUUUCUUGGAUUUGCAAGGCUAUAUUAAGAGAAUGAAGGCCGUGGGCAAAUUGUUUGAUGGUUUUCUCGAGAAUGCAUUGAAUGAACACAAUGAAAGGAGAAAAGGAAUCAAGAACUAUGUGCCUCAAGAUAUGAUGGAUAUCCUGUUGCAGCUUGCUGAUGAUCCUGGUCUUGAAGUCAAGCUCACCAGAACUUCAGUCAAGGCAUUUAUAAUGGAUUUGAUCGCGGGGGGACUGAGAGUUCUGCUGUGA
Molecule: messenger RNA, 936 nt
Organism: Dovyalis caffra
Lineage: Eukaryota; Viridiplantae; Streptophyta; Magnoliopsida; Malpighiales; Salicaceae
Source: the annotation of a GenBank genome assembly